AUGCCGUUUAUGGAUAUGUUCGAGCAGGAGAGUGGUCAACUGCUCAUCGACCGGCGACGACAUGCAGCACCAUUGGAACUCCUCCGCUUCUUCACGUUCCAUAGACCAAAUCCAUUCGUACAGCUAAAACUUGUGUGGGGAGACAAAGAUCUGUUUCGAUUGGCCUGGCUGAAGCUGGACGUACCGUUCUUCAUGAUCCAAAGUCCCCCAGCAGUAGCUGGAAAAGCGAUUAACGGGUCGCUUUGCGGCAUGACGAUGGUGCAGUAUGACGCUCAAGGAGAGGUCUUGUUCCUUCAUCGCAACUCGAACAAAUUGACUGGAGGCAGGAUACGCAGCCCAGCGAACGAGAAGCUCAAGGCCACUCGGAAGGAGCACAAAACGGAGAUGUCUCAACUGAACGAAGAGUCUUCACCUCGUUCCAAGUAUCAAAUCGAGACCUAUCACGUCGACGAGAUCUCAAAGGACCAAAUCUGCUACUACAUCGACUUCAGCGAACAUUUUUACGCUCAAGAGAUCGCUAACCUUAGUUUCUCCGACUUGAAGACGCACCUUCGCCGCUUUGCUAUGGACACAGGUCAGCUGCAUCAGGCCAAAGUAGAUGCGAUCGCACAAGCGCAACAGCAGCACCGCAAACCAUUCCGGUUACAAGGAGUUGGCAAUUGA
Molecule: messenger RNA, 663 nt
Organism: Phytophthora nicotianae INRA-310
Lineage: Eukaryota; Oomycota; Peronosporomycetes; Peronosporales; Peronosporaceae
Exons: 2
Coding region: 1-663 (220 amino acids)
Biological process (GO): mannan biosynthetic process
Cellular component (GO): Golgi apparatus
Molecular function (GO): alpha-1,2-mannosyltransferase activity
Source: RefSeq, a predicted model, not a curated record